This is a messenger RNA of Dentiscutata heterogama, 411 nucleotides long. The record is from the annotation of a GenBank genome assembly. Lineage: Eukaryota; Fungi; Glomeromycota; Glomeromycetes; Diversisporales; Gigasporaceae.
AUGUCAACUAAAAGGACUAAGGGAGUGACUAUAGUAUAUCCAAUUGUUUAUGGAAAUGUUGCAACUUUACUACCACAAAAGAAAGUUCCAGACUCCGAUCAUACGCAUAGAUGGACCGUAUCAGUAAAAGGGAUCAAUGGACAAGAACUUGGACAUUUUGUUAAGAAAGUUACUUUCAAAUUACACGAAACUUAUUCCAAUCCACAAAGGGUAGUCGAAAAUCCACCUUUUGAGAUUACAGAAACUGGAUGGGGUGAAUUUGAGCUUUCAAUAAAACUUCAAUUUGUCGAAGGUAGUGAAAAACCUGUUACCCUUUAUCACAAUCUUCGUCUUCAUUCUUAUGAAGACGAUGGCUCAAUUUCAACUUCAAGCAAGAAUAAACCGGUUCAAAGUUUUCAAUACGAUGAGCUC